CGUCUAGUAUUACAAGACAGUGAACAUCAUGCGGCACUGAUUAAAUUAGGUUAUGUUUAUUAUCCAAAACGUAGGAAAGACAGAUCUAAUAUUUUUUUUAUUAAUAUACGUUAAACCUAUAUCUUAUGAGCUCGCAUGUAUCCUUAUAUGAGUGUAUUUUUUCUACAGAAAAUUUUACAGACAAUUAUUAAGAAUAAAGCUUGUAAACGUUGAUAGCUUAAUAUACAAUAUACACACAACUAACACACGCUAUGGAUGAAAUCGAAUAUAAAUUAAAAUCACGAGACCCCACUUUGAUAUCACAUAUAGCAGAAUUUAAAUUGCUCUCCUCUAAAUGCAACAGCAAUGAUUCUAUAGUCAGUACAUCUGCAUGCCAAGCAUUGAUUGUGCUUGUUGAAACUGGAUUAUGGGAUGUCAAAUCUGCAUUAGCAAGUUUUAUGGCAUGUCUGUCUUCUUCAAAAAAUUAUCAAGCAAUUACUAUAGCUGUGAGUCAAUUGUUGAUAUUGGAUUGGAAAAUGCAGGAUAAACGCAACGAAUAUACUCUUCAAAUACCUACUCAGCACCCAUUUAUCACAAUCCUGAAUCAGGAGAAGCUCAGCUGGAGAUCUGUAUUGAAUCAAAUGAAACUCAUCAUGCAUCAUGAUAAACAUGUGAUGGAACAAAGCAUAAAGCUGUUACGACCUGUAUUCAUGUACAUAUUAUGCAAUCCUUCCAUAGAUUUAUGUGAAAGUUGCAAGCAUGAAACGUGGCAACUUCUAAUCAAAUCUAGCAACACUUUGGAUUUACAAGCAGAGAUUUUACUCUGGUUGUGUACGAAUCGGAUAGAUACUUGCGUCGAUGCGAAUUGUCGAGUGCUCGAGCUUGCACAAGUAUCGUUGCUGAAAGAAAAUAAAGAGUAUUGCUCGGCUUUGAUACCUUUAAUCGCAUCUUUGACAAUACAGCUUUUGGAAUAUGGGCAUGAACCAAUGCAAAAUUUUUAUGCGAUAUUAAAUCUGAUCGAAUGGUCGUAUGAUAGUAUAGGAAAUGUCACAAUAGCUAUGAUGAUGGAAAUAAUCUUGGUAUGCCCUGCAGCUUAUUUACUCAACGCUCUUCAGAUAUGUACUAUCAUUGUGGACAAAAUGCCGUGCAGUGUCAUAUUAUUAAAUGCGUUAGCUGCAUCCUUAUUAAAAUGGCUGGCUUAUCCAUCACUAUUAUGCUCUGAUGCAUUAGGGGAAGCAAAAGAAUUAUUAAUUAGAAUGUCACAAAAACAAACGGGCAAUAGUGAUGGUAUUGUUUCAAACAAAAUGUUGCUCACAUUCAGCCACAGCAAUAGAUACAUCCAGUUUUAUACAGAAUUCAUUCGCAGUCUAUAUUCUCUAGAAAACAAUAUUCUUUCAUGGUUGGAAAACUUAUCACUCGCACCGAUUGAUCUGAGAUACAUGUGCAAACUUAUCUUGUGUGGAAUCUUCCUGUAUAGCAAUGAGCCUAUCGUUAUACAGAAAACCUGCGACAUUCUUGUACAAAUAGCGCGGGAGAUCAACUCCUUUUCGUCGCACGUUCUAUCUUUGUUAUUGCAUAAGUUAACCAAAUCUCACGACAGUUCUACCUUAAAAUAUCUGUUGUUAGCCAUCCCCGAGUUUGCCAUGUCUAAGGAGAACUUGCCAAUUGUCAUCCACACAUUGGACACGAUGUUGAAUAGUGGAAAACCACUAAAAUAUUUCGCGAUCCAACUCUAUACGAAGGCCUUGGAAAAGGAGCCGCGCUGCUACCGCUUUAUAUCCGCUGCUCUUAUGGAUACUAUGGAGACCGAUCACAGUUGGCAUUCGGAUGUGACGUGUGCUCAAACGAUCAAAUACAUCUGUGAAAAUCGACCCGAAGACGGCGAAGAACUUGUACCGCUGCUGUCGCAAAUCCUGAACCGAUGCGUCGAUUUAAACGGCGGUGCUGCUAGCGCACUCGCGCUCAACAGCAUCUCUGCCCUAUGCAAAUUUGCGGUGAUAGGCAUCUACUCCACCUGGCAGGUAUUAGCGCCAAAGAUGCGCAAGGAAAAACGCACUGUGGUUCUGGAGAGUCUGUGUGAGCUCUUUGCAGACAUUCCCUCGUAUCCAUUUCGCGCGAGCGACGAUUAUGAUAAAUUCAUCGUAGACAUUGUGACGCAUUUGUGGAGUUAUGCAAUUUGUGAAGAUACGAGGAUCGCAAAAGCGGCGUUCAAGGCUUUGAGAUCUUAUCAUUUGGAACGAGUUCCUCUAAGCACUUUGCCCUUAGACUUUCGGUCAGAUCUCAUAGUGUCCGGCGCUUAUCCAGAAAAGACGACUAAUGAAACUGACAAGUCUGAAAAUAUAUUGCAAUAUGUGCCGGGCACUUGUUGGAUCCAGAUGUUAAAGAAGAUGAAUACAAAUGUUUUAUCGGCAGCCGGGGAUCUUUUAAUUUUUUACAUCGAGGAUGAAUUGAGCGGCUUCAGAUCGCGAAUAUACACUUGGCCACAAGGAGAACCGUCCAACUACAAGUAUUUGCCGGAAAGAAGCGUAAUAAGGGCUGUCGGCGAAUAUCUGAGACGAGGCAACAAGGAAGAUCCGAGCAAUCAGAGAACCAUGGUGGAAUGUCUGCGUAUAUUCGCUUACAAGUAUAAAAAACCGUUACCAAACAUAAAGUGGGAUUUCUUGAAGGAAACUAUGCAAAUAUCGGAAGAGGCUAAAGAGUACAGUCUGUCCAUCAUGAGCCGUCACUGUCAAAUCUCUGCAUCGGCAAAAUUGCUCACGGAGAGUUUUUUAUCGAUGUACACAUCCGCAUCAGAAGCUGGUCAAUUGUUGCUAAAUGAAAAACAUUUAGUGCUUUACUCGAAUCUCGACGAGCUGUGUCAGGCUAUUCAGCCCAGUUCCUUGAAACAAUUUCUUGAGACUUCUCUCAAUUAUGUCAUUGAAAAAAUCUCACUCAAUGACGAAACAUCAGUCGAUUUGUUCAAUCAUAUUGUCUCUUCGUAUGCCACUGCUUUGAAAAGCAGCGUGAUACUUAUAGGAAAUCGCACGCUGUUGACUAGUAUGUUGGAAGAAAUAUUAGAAAAAAUCGAUUUAACAUCCAAAUAUUUCGAGAAAUAUCUUGCAGCCGUGAUGGAAUUAUUGGAUAAGGACAUCGAAAGAAUGACAUCACCUAGCAUUUGGUUCGAAGUGACGCCAAAAAAACUGAGGAACGCCAUUACUAUUAGAGCUGAAAUAUCGUUCAGGAAACUCAAUUCUAUCAACUCACCACUCAUUUGGCUAAAUGAACCUAUCGAUAUGGCUGCAUCUAAUCCUGAAAUGCAAAAAUUUUUGUUGGAAAAUAUACAAAGAGUACAAACUAAUUUGAGAUUAUUGAAAUCUUGUGACUUUGGAUCCCAAAAAAAUUGGAUUUUGGAUUUUAUGAAUCACAUUAACGCACUUAUAGUGGAGGAAUCAUAUGAAAAAAACAAUAUAAUUUUUUAUUGUGAUAUCUUAUUUGUCUCAAUCAUCUGUUUAUCUGGCAUGGAUUGCCUAUUGCCGAAAAGAGAAUUGUUAGCUAGUUCGCAAGAUGAGAGGAUAAGAAUGUUCCCACAGGCCAUUUCUGUGCUUAUUGACCGACAAAUAUGGAAGUCUGUAUCUUGUCAGAUUAUGAAAUGGCUGAAUCACAUGAGGACCAGUUCCGUACCUGAUGUGUAUAUAUCUGCGUUUCAAAGUGCAUUAAUCUUAUUAAGGCAUGAAGAAGACUAUAAUUUACAGUGGACAAACUAUUUGUCAGUCAAAACUUAUAUCCCCAUAUUUAAUUAAAGAAAAAAUGUAUAUAUAUAAAAUAUUUUUAUAUAAAAAAAAGAUUUCAUAUUGAAUUGAUUUACUUAUUACUCAGUCUUACAUUUCAUUAAUAAUAUUAAAUCCUAUAACUGUAACAAAUAAUCUAUA
Messenger RNA from Cataglyphis hispanica, 3887 nucleotides. Its product is annotated as focadhesin. The transcript is spliced from 8 exons. The record is from RefSeq and is a predicted model, not a curated record. NCBI's taxonomy places the organism in Eukaryota, Metazoa, Arthropoda, Insecta, Hymenoptera, Formicidae. Gene Ontology annotation, biological process: regulation of post-transcriptional gene silencing. Bases 252 to 3758 code for a protein of 1168 amino acids.